AUUUUUUAAUGGACCGUACCAACUCAACACGACGCAUUUUACAUCUACAGGCUUAUUCGGAAUUUUCACCUAAUCGUCAACCUGAAAUCGGAUCAUACAUCAGCAAAAUUAAUUUCUAAUUUCUAAUAGAAAAAAAAAAAAAAAAAAACACCAAAAAAGAGCGAACAGAAAGAGGGAAAAGUUAGUUUGAGAAGUGCAAAGAACAAGGAGAGGAGAGGAGAGGAUCUAGGACUAUUUCAUCAUAAUUUGGAGUAUUUGAUCUUUCUUAUUUCGUUUCAAUGUAGUAACGUGAAACAUAAAAACAGUUUGUUUUUAUUAGAUUGCUUUUAGGAUUCAAUCAAAUUGGAUGAAUCGCAGCACAGCGGAUGAUGGUUUGUUGUUGCUCUCAGAAUCUGAGAGAUGGGAUUCACGCUUGCCUUCGCGAUUAUGAUAGGCUCCAGUAUGUGGCCGUCAUCCUCAUUUACAUCCAAAUUGGGUGCGCCUUGAUCGGAUCCCUGGGCGCAUUAUACAACGGUGUGUUGCUCAUUAAUUUGGCCAUAGCGUUGUUCGCUUUGGUGGCCAUCGAGAGCAGCAGUCAGAGCUUAGGCCGAACCUACGCCGUUUUGCUCUUCUGCGCCAUUUUGCUCGACAUUUCGUGGUUCAUCCUCUUUUCCCACGAUAUUUGGAACAUGUCGAGCGAGAGCGAGGAGAAUGGCGGAAUUUUGUUCAUCUUCUCUGUCAGACUAACGCUUGCGAUGGAGAUUGUGGGGUUUUGUGUGAGGUUGUGGUCGUCCCUGUUGUGGAUUCAAAUAUAUAGGCUGGGGAUUUCAUAUGUAGACAGUGCUGCCGUUCCACGAGACCCUGAUUUUGAUUUGAGAAAUAGUUUUCUAAGCCCUGCAACUCCCUCCAAUUCCCUACUUAGACAGUGCUCUCACAAUGACUCUGAUGACGCUUUAGGAGGUGCCAUCUAUGAUCCCUCUUAUUACUCUUCUCUCUUUGAAGACCGUCAGCAGCACAACAGAAAUUCUUUUCUGGGUCAUAGUGAUGGUGUUAGUGGAAAUGGAUCUGCUUCUGGUGCUGAACCUUCUCAGCUAAAGGCAUCACCUGUAAGGCCUCUUCGUGCUAUUGAUGAGGAGAAUGCUACAGAAGUGCCUCAGACUGAUUGAAUUCAAGCAUGGUAUCUAUGAAAAACUCAGCUUAUUGUUAUCUCUUACAAAUAUCUUGUUUGGAGGCUUCUUAAAUUUAUCCGGCAUGGUCCAAAAUAUGGGUAGGAGUGGGAUUUGUAUAGGUUCCUACUUCGUUAUUCUUUUCCCAGCAUGUAGCUGCAGCACUUUGAGAUAGAAAAGGCAAAUGCUCAGUUUGUCCUGUAAGAAAUAGAGUUAAGAAGGUUUUGCUAUUUUAUAAGUUCUGAAUUCGAUGUCAUAGUAAGCCAAGGUUACUUUCUUAGCUCAAAGGUCUAGAUCAGAAUCCAAGCCCAGCCCAUGGUUAGGGUAACAGGUACGAUUGUGCUUUCUCUAACCUUCUUUGGAUUGGCUUGUUGCCUGUGCUUUAAGCAACGUCGCUAAACAUUGGGAUGCCAUCUGCUGUCCCAGGAUAUGUCUAGGUCCAACUUGGAAUGCCAUCCUUCUUGAAGAGCCACCAGUUUAGGGUGUUAUAAGAGUUGGUUGGAAAAUUCUUUAGAAAGCAAAUUUCCAAUACUGCGCUUUUUUUUUUUGUCAUUUUGAAAGAUUUGUGAGGAUGUUUUUACUCGUAUUAUAUGGAAUGAGUUAUUCCUUUUUUUUCCCCCCCUAUUAUAUAAAGAAGCAAGUAACUUUAUGUUGCUGAGGUAGUGCGGUAGAGGCAUAUAGCCUAGUUGGCUGUCAACUGUUUUUUCACCCAAAUAUGUAGUCUCAUAUUUAUAUCCUUCGCCUCUUAUCAGCUUACAACACAUUAAAAAAAAGGGCUUUUAGUCUGGAUGAAAAUCAUUAGAAUCUGUUAUUUUUGUCAUACGAGUGUUUAUGUGAUAUGGCAUGUAAUGCCAGCUUUUAUGGCACGUACCACAUUAAUUUUUUCCCAACUUUUAUUUUGCCAAGUAUGUUUCAUGUAGAUGUUGACGCAACAUAGAUA
Messenger RNA from Durio zibethinus, 2085 nucleotides. RefSeq lists its product as uncharacterized. The record is from RefSeq and is a predicted model, not a curated record. Lineage: Eukaryota; Viridiplantae; Streptophyta; Magnoliopsida; Malvales; Malvaceae.